AUUUUUUUUCAGCUGUCAAAAAGGCACCUGCAAAUUGAAAACAAUUAUAAUAUCCAAAGGUUUUUAUAAAUAUUAAUAUUUAGCAAGAAAAAUGAGCGACGAUGCAGUACUGCAAGAAGAAAUCAGUGACAACAAAAACAGAAAUGAAGUUCGGUGCGUUUUCUGUAAUUCAUUAAUGCUACGUGAAAAACAAGGUGAAUACGUAGAAGAGACAUUCGAACUGCCGCUCGUACAUCAGAAACAUGCCAAAGAUAUUAAAACAAUUGAAACAGAAAAGCAUCAUCAUUUUUGGCUUGUUUAUGAUAUGUUUCAUUUUGAGAAUAUUGGCUUCUCGAAUACAGUGGACACUAUAAAAUACUUGAUAUGCGCAGACUGUGAUAUGGGUCCAGUUGGCUACCAUGAUAUUGAAAAUAAAAAAUGCUAUAUUGCAUUGAAGCGAGUCCGGCACGGGAAUGCACCACCGGAUGUCGCUGCAAUAAAAUCAGUUUAGCUAAACUGCUUAUGCUUUACUAAUAAUUACGGGUCCGAAAGCCUUUUAAGGUGCAUACAACGCUUGACGUAUUAUAAAUUUAUUUUAUACACAACUAAAAGCAAAACUGAACAAAAUUUAUGCGUUAAAUUUACAGUGUACGUUUUUAUAUUCAAAAUAAAUUUGCUUGAAAUUGUGUUGCUAUAUUUAAGC
Teleopsis dalmanni is the source of this 682-nucleotide messenger RNA. It is a transcript of the gene strat, whose product is annotated as guanine nucleotide exchange factor MSS4 homolog. Gene Ontology annotation, cellular component: cytosol; membrane. The coding region runs from base 92 to 490 and encodes 132 amino acids. The transcript is spliced from 3 exons. Gene Ontology annotation, biological process: small GTPase-mediated signal transduction; post-Golgi vesicle-mediated transport. NCBI's taxonomy places the organism in Eukaryota, Metazoa, Arthropoda, Insecta, Diptera, Diopsidae. The record is from RefSeq and is a predicted model, not a curated record. Gene Ontology annotation, molecular function: guanyl-nucleotide exchange factor activity; zinc ion binding.